CAAAGACGCAAAAUGUUCGCCAACCUCGCCACCUUCAUCGCCACCACCCUCCCCCUCAUCACGGCCCUCAUGGCCCCUCUUCUCCCACUCUUCGGACCCAACGAUCGGCUCGGUAACAGUGUCGGUGUCUUUGCCGCCCCCCUUCCCAUGCCCAAGCCUGUUCCCGCUCCUAUGCCCCUGCCCACGCCCAUGCCCACGCCCACCCCUACGCCUACGGCCACGACGACGCACACGUCCAAGUCCGACCUCUCCUCCACGACUCACAGCUGGGGCGGCGGAGGCGGCGGCACUCCUCGACCCGUGAAUGACAAGUGCCUGGCCGUCGGCAAGAUCGAGGGCACUUCCGGUCAUGUGGCCAUCUUCAAGGAUCGCCGUCAGAUCGGCUACACGAGCCGUGACCCCUGCACCGGGCAGGCCGGACUGGACAUCCAGAGUGAGUAGCGCAAGAAGGUUCACGGACAGGGAGGAGCUUCCGAUGAUGAAAGCUUACCUUUCAUCCUUCUUGCCCGAUGAAAAGGCGAGCUAUCUUACACCUUCACCUGGGGCGCCCACUGUAAUCAGCGCGCUGGGUAUUUCCAGGACUGCUCUGGCGCCUAUCACUAUGAUCGUUCCAUUCAAGGCGAUAAUCCUCAAGGCACCCAGUGCACUGUCGAGUUCGACUGUUGAGCCAGCAGACUCCCCAUUUGAAGAAGAGCGCGGACGCUGCGGCGUCGCCUUCUUUACACCCCAGUCGGCAGAAGACACACAUGCCCUUGAAUAUGCUACGUAGCUGCUCUGGCUUGACUCGAAACACGAUACGACAGCGGCCGCGCAUACAAACACGCUUUGCGGUCCAAUCUGAUACGAUACGAUAGACACAUAGACGGGGCUGAGAGCUCUUCAGAACGAGUGUGCGACCCCCACUGUCUCAUCGUGCG
This is a messenger RNA of Jaminaea rosea, 917 nucleotides long. RefSeq lists its product as hypothetical. Bases 305 to 769 code for a protein of 154 amino acids. The transcript has 2 exons. The record is from RefSeq and is a predicted model, not a curated record. Lineage: Eukaryota; Fungi; Basidiomycota; Exobasidiomycetes; Microstromatales.